Molecule: messenger RNA, 726 nt
Organism: Meloidogyne enterolobii
Lineage: Eukaryota; Metazoa; Nematoda; Chromadorea; Rhabditida; Meloidogynidae
Source: the annotation of a GenBank genome assembly
AUGAAUGAAAUUAUUUAUGAUAAAGUACUAGAAAGUGCUGGACGUAGUCAGAUUCUCGUUUUUGUUCAUUCACGUAAAGAAACGGCAAAAACAGCAAAAGCUAUUCGUGAUGCUUGCAUAGAAAGAGAUUCAAUAAGUAAAUUUCUUCGUGAAGGAAGUGCUUCUACAGAAGUUUUGCGCACUGAAGCUGAACAGGCUAAAAAUAUGGAUUUGAAAGAUUUACUCCCUUAUGGUUUUGCUAUUCACCAUGCUGGAAUGAAUAGAUUGGAUAGAUCUUUGGUAGAAGACCUUUUUGCUGAUAAACAUAUUCAGGUUCUUGUUUCAACAGCAACUUUAGCCUGGGGUGUAAAUUUACCAGCACAAACAGUCAUCAUAAAAGGAACACAAGUUUAUAACCCACAAAAAGGUUGUUGGACAGAAAUUGGUCCAUUAGAUAUAAUGCAAAUGAUGGGAAGAGCUGGUCGUCCUCAACACAAUGCUUUGGGAAAAGGAAUUUUGAUAACACAUAAUACUGAACUUCAAUAUUAUUUGUCACUUAUGAAUCAGCAGCUUCCAAUUGAAAGUCAAAUGAUUGCAAAAUUGCCAGAUACAUUAAAUGCUGAAGUUGUUCUUGGAACAGUUACAAAUGUUACGGAGGCAAUGGAAUGGAAAAUGAUAAACUUUUGGAAAAACCUCGUGCUGAUUUGGUCCACACUGCUUGUUUAUUACUUGAUAAAGGAAAUUUGA